Messenger RNA from Stegastes partitus (bicolor damselfish), 5245 nucleotides. RefSeq names its product transforming growth factor-beta receptor-associated protein 1. Bases 223 to 2745 code for a protein of 840 amino acids. Gene Ontology annotation, biological process: vesicle-mediated transport; intracellular protein transport; autophagy. Gene Ontology annotation, cellular component: membrane; cytoplasm. The record is from RefSeq and is a predicted model, not a curated record. NCBI's taxonomy places the organism in Eukaryota, Metazoa, Chordata, Actinopteri, Pomacentridae. The transcript has 11 exons.
AGGUUGAACAGCAGACAGGUAGGGACGUCUUAUUGUACAUUUUUCACAGGAGAAGAACUGCAGCUUUGAUUUAGUCGGACACAUUUUGUAAGGACUCUUCACAGCGAAAGGAUUUGGCAUUAAAGAACUCUCUUCCUCUGUGCGUGCUGGUAAAUUAUUACUAGACUCGAGCUGCAUUUGCCUUUUUUACCUUUGCAUAUCCAACAUCCAUAAAUUUCUGAAAUGGCUUUUAGAGCGUUCACACUAGUACAAGUCUAUGAAAAGCAAGCAGCCUCAAAAGAGAGGGACAAAUCCAGCAUCCAGUGCCUUGAGUGCUAUGAUCGAAAUGUGUACAUAGGGACCAAAGACGCAACAGUCCAGCACCUAAUUCUUACCCGUGAUGCAAAUGGAGACCUGAGUCUCGGUCAGAGCAAAACCAGAGAAGGUAGGGCAAGAAAACUAGGCUCAAGCAACCCAGUAACCCAACUGAAGGCAGUCCCACUUUUCAACCAUCUGCUGGUCCUGUGGGACCGCUGCGUUACUGCCUUCAACAUGUUCUCCUUAGAGCCUGUUCCUGCUCUGAAGAAAAUCCAGCAUGUGUCUUUGUUUGAACUGUGCGACUCAUCGCUCACAGGCCAGGCGGCAUGUGUGGAGAUGGUGACGUCUUCCAGCCGCCGGAGAGUGAUCCGGAUUCAUGUGGUGGGAGUUGACAGGUGGGAGGUUGUAAAGGAAGUCCCUCUGCUCCAAGACCCUGUGGCCUUGGCAGUGGAUGGUACAAGUCUGUGCGUAGCCACCAGUGACAGGUAUCUCCUGUGUGAUAUUCGGACUGGGAGCACUGAGGAGCUUUUUCCUCACGAUCACAGCAGGCAGCAUGUCAUCGCCGCCUCGGUGGGUCGAGGGGAGUUCCUCCUGAACGGCCCCGGAUAUUUGGGCAUGUUUGUGAUGAAGACAGGGAUAUGCCAGCGCCCUCCCCUGCAGUGGCCUCAGGAGGUGCUGGCAGCCGGAGUAUGUUUCCCUUACAUCCUAACCCUGCAGCCCCAAAUGCUGUCUGUCUACAGCAUGUUAGAUCAGCAGCGCAAACAGACUGUGAGUCUCAGCGGAGCAAAGGGUCUGCUUUCCACAUCAGAUGGCGUGUUAGUGUUCACGGAGAGAGACGUCUUGAGCCUGAGCCUGGUGCCAUUGGAAGAGCAAAUCCAAGCACUUGUAGGACACGAGAGAGUGGAGGAGGCCUUAUUGCUGCUGGAUGGAGUUCAAAGCCGUCGUCCACUUGACUCUUACAAGGAGCUGCAGAAGGCCAUCACUUGCCUGGCUGGAUUUGUUCAUUUUUACCGGGAGGAUUUUUCUGAGGCCAGAGAUUUAUUCAUUAAAGGUGAGCUGGACCCCAGAGAAAUCAUCCGCCUCUACCCUGGCACGCAAUUGUGUCUCAGCGAGGACUUUCAAUCUCGUCUUGAUCAAGUCAACAAGGGCAGAGAUCUCCAGGUGCUCUGGCAGGAGGACAGAAACACAUUUCAUCAUUACCUGGCCUUCCUGGGAGACUUUCUGCGAGCAGUCAGUGAGACUGAACAAGGCCUGAAGUGCAGUAAGGAAGUGGACGGCGCCCUCCUGAGGCUGUAUGUUGAACUGGGAGACACUGAGAAUCUGCUGCAGCUUGUGGCUUCUCCUAAUGAGUGCAGCCUGGACCAGUGUGUUCCUGUCCUGGAGCAACACAACAGAUUUUUUGCAUUAGGUUACCUCUAUGCGAGCCAUGGAUUGCAAAAUGAUGCACUAAAGACUUGGAUGAAGAUUACAGACGGCUUCCAUACAGACCCUUCCUGCUCAGAUGUAUAUGGACACAUAGUGAUGACUCUCAGCCAGCUGAAAGACAAAGACUCUGUGUGGGCAUUUGCAGACUGGACUCUGCUGAGAAACCAGGAGAUAGGUGUGCAGAUUUUCACCAAGCGUCCACCGGAUGAUCGAUUAGAGACGCGAGACGUCAUCGCUCUCUUGGAGAAGCACCCCCUGGCAUUGCUUUUGUAUCUUGAGUUCUUAAUCCAUGAUUUGAAGAGCGAGGAGGAGAGGUAUCACAACCGUCUGGCCCUGACAUAUGUUAAUCAGAUGCUGCGAGAGGAAGAGGAAACAAAGUCAGAUGCGAGGGAGACCAGAGGGAAGUUGCAGCAGAUGCUAUGGGAAUCCAAAUUCUAUGACAUCUCCACUGUUUAUGAGAGAGUGAAGUCAACAACCCUGCACCCAGAGAAAGCCAUUCUCCUCGGUAGGGCCGGUGAACACUCCAAGGCACUGCAGCUGCUUGUUCAUCAGGAGAAAGACCUCCAGUCUGCAGAGGCCUACUGCUGCAGGGCGGCUCAGGGCCAAGGCUCACACUUCAGACAGGUCCUGCUGCUCACCCUGCUCCAAAUCUACCUGAGCUCCGAGGCUCUCACAGGCGCUGCCGUGGAUCUGCUCAACAACCACCCUCAGGCGUUUGCAUUAGAGAAGGUGUUCCAGCUCCUUCCUGAGUCCUGGUCUGUUCAACUGGUCUCCCAGUUUAUAGUUGGAUCUCUAAGGAAAACCUUCCACCAGAGGCAGAUGGCGAGGCUGCACAAAGCUUUGGCCCAGGCAGAGCUCUUAAGGCACAAGGUCAUUUGGAUGCAGGCUUCACAAACAAAGUUCCGAGUGGACAAGGAGCAGAAGUGUAGCGUUUGUCAGAGAAACCUCGCUGGGCCACACUUUGUCCGUAACCUUCAAGGUGAGCUGAUGCACACAAGCUGCACCAGCUACUCUGCAUUGUAAAGACAUAGACACACCAAUCCAUUGCCUAUUUUAUGCACAACUGUGUGUCACUGCACUCUUGAGAAUCAUAUUCAUUUUGGCUGGAUAAGUAUCUGCUUUGUACUUGACCGUUUUUCUAGAUUAGAUUGUGUCGUUCUCCCUAAAAGGACUCAGUUCAUGGACCUUGGAACACACACACAUUCUCUAAUUACAUUAGAGAAAAUACAUUGUGUAAAUAACUGGUUUCAAAAUGCAAAAGAGCAAGCAGUGCACUUUUUUUUCAGGGCAGCACGUCUGAGCCAUUUCCUCGAGAGACUGUAGACAGCAAUAGCAGUAGUGAACUGUGGAGGACACUCAUGCGUAUAUAUUCACUGAUCAGACAGCCAGCGGUGUUUUGUAUGGAAACCACGUGUGGUCAACCUGAUGACCAGACAGAAUUUGACCGUCCUCCAAUGCUGUAUAUAUACAUCCUCGCCAUCAUGGUUUCCACUGUGUAUAUUUGUCUGCAUAGAGCAGCAAAUAGAAAGUCAACAACUGCACGUGAGAGACUUUUAGACUGAACCCAUGCAUUAAUAUACAUUUAUGACCCCCCAAAAUAAAAAUCCCAAUUACAGGUUUAAAAUGAAACGCAAGCAAGUGGAGGAAGUGCAGAGUUUUGGGUCAUUUAUUUUAUAAGCUAAUUUUGCAAGCAACCACAUGACAUGUCCUGUGCUGUGUGUGGAAUAUGAAAUAAGAGGCAAUUUUGCCAACAUCAAGCCUGUAUCAUUAGGGAGCAUCAUAGACGUGGAUCCCAAAUAAUAACACACAAACUCCACCGUGUCCACAUGUACAGUGUGGAAAUCUUGCGAAUAACCUUGAACACAUAUCAUUAAGUCAGACAACGCCAUGAUGUAUUUGUCUAUUUCUGCUGUCAUUUUGUCAUUAAGGCUAACCAUAACUGGUCCUUUAUCCUGAUGCGUUUUGAGACAAGGGCUAAGGAGACGCCUAAAGAAGCUGGAACGGUAGCUUGUACAUUUGGCCGGACUGCUUGCAAGGUUUUUGGCUGGGGUUGAGUCACUAAUUGCAAUGUAGAUAAAUAUUGAAUAAAUACGUUGGAAGGGAUUUAGGCCUAUCUUUGUGUUAGUCCCUCGCCAAGAUUUCUUCAGUUUUUCUCUUCUAAUGAGGUCGUUGGGGGAGUUUUUCAUUCUUCUCACUGAGGACUUGAGAGUCGUGUGCAUUUAAUGUUCCACAAUCUUAUGAAACAGGAUUAAGGGACACACAAAGGAUACCCUUGACGUGAGCUUUAACUUGAAAUUUGUCACUUUGAGCGGAUAAAUUUAACCUCUGACUCAUAUGAGUAAACUGACUCACAAGACCCACAAAACCAUAUUUCCAGCUUUUUUGUGCUUUUAUGUGGUUGCAGGAAAAUUGCCGCAUCCACUCCUCCAUAUCUGCUCCUUGUAAUUCUGAUAAUCUGAGCAUUUAAUUUUAAUCUACUGUUAAGUCAUUUCAGGCGCUCCUGGGUGGACAGCUAAAUGGUAUCAGAGCAGGAAAAACACAAAGCAUCACCUCCUUAUUUAUACUCGUUUUAAGCUGUGAAGGAGGCUCUUACAGUUAAUAUUGACUUACUGCUGCUCUGUGACUGGCUGAUCUUUGGGCUGUGCCCGAUGACCGGUGACCACUGGGUGCUCCCUCAGCCAAGACUAUGUCCACUCCUUCCUUGUCACGACAUCCUCAGGAAGCGUUAAUGUUGUUUUGAACACUUGUGGUCAUGCUGCACCUCAAAAAUGCCUUUCUCACCUUUGAUGUUGACCAACGGCCGCAAGUAACCAAAAGGUAAAAAUAUACAGACACAAAUACAAAUACUGCUCGCACAAAUAAAGACUCCAGAAAAGACGGUUUGGUGCAUUUGAAUAAAAAUGUCUCGUGCGAUGCAGAAGAAGAUGAACAAGUUAAAUUUGGCAGUGUCUGUUGAUGUGUACGCCGUGACCUUGGAUGACAGCAGGGUGCUGAAGGGUUCUGCAGGGUGCUGGCCAGAUGGUCAUGCAUAUAAGGGGAGUGGACUGGGUGCAAAAAUCAACAGUUAUGGAGGAAAGUAUGGUGAGUAUCCAGACGUUGGUCUCCCAUUAUAAAUAUCCGUGCAGCCACAGAGUCAGCAGUCAGAGGGGAAAGUAGAACAUUUUCUUCCUGUGCUUUUCUAAAUUUAAGACAAAAAAUGUCUGCUGUCUGGCCUGUAGGAUGCAACUGUGUACAUGUUAACACAGUGUUGUUUUGAACUGACAAAGAAUAUUAUAGAAAUGGAUUAAUGUUUAGUUUUGGACCCUUUAAACCAUCUAAAAGCAUGGCAUGGUUGGAAACGGUUUUCUAUUUGGGGCCUCAGACUUUAUGGGGACUUGUAAUAUGUUCUAUAUACUGUAUGUGACUGAAUUUGUUUGUUAUAAAAUGGCAAAUGACAGUUUCUGAAAAAGAUGUCUGCACAGAUUUUCAUACCAUAUAUGUGCCAAAUCCCAAAAUAAGCUUGCAAGGUUUUUCAUUAUUGAAA